Messenger RNA from Lepidothrix coronata (blue-crowned manakin), 2956 nucleotides. It is a transcript of the gene F2RL1, whose product is annotated as F2R like trypsin receptor 1. Gene Ontology annotation, cellular component: membrane. Gene Ontology annotation, biological process: blood coagulation; phospholipase C-activating G protein-coupled receptor signaling pathway; positive regulation of Rho protein signal transduction. Lineage: Eukaryota; Metazoa; Chordata; Aves; Passeriformes; Pipridae. The record is from RefSeq and is a predicted model, not a curated record. The transcript has 2 exons. Gene Ontology annotation, molecular function: thrombin-activated receptor activity. The coding region runs from base 659 to 1822 and encodes 387 amino acids.
CUCAGUUGGAGGUUGGACCAGAUGACUUUCUGUGGUCCCUUGCAAGCUUACCCAUUCUGAAAUUCCACGAUUCUGUGACAUUAUAACACGGAUGAGUAAGAAACCUGGAAUGCUCAACACAGUAUGCUAUGAAUCGGCUGGAAUAAUGCAUUCACGCAAAACGCUCCUCGCCCCAGCCGGCGCGACCCAGAACAAUCCUGCUCCGCUCCACCUGCAGUGGUGGCCGCUCAACCAGCGCUCCUCGGCUGUAGUGGGCAGCAAGCUGGUAACAGCGCACCUGCCGUAGGCAGGGCCCCCACCAGCAGGCUCAGGGCCGUAAGUGGAGGGGGUGAAGCGCCGGGUGCGCCGGCACCUGCUCCGCCCCGGCACCGGCCGAGUGGGACGUGAGGCGACGCGUAUCACCAACCGCCUGCCCGCGAGGGCUGUGGGGAACCGCCAUUUUGCGGGGCGGCGAGCGGACCCGCCCGCCAGACCCUCCCCCCAUUUCAGGGACAGCCCCGCCGCCCUUCGCCUGGGACGGGCCCGACCCGACCGGGCUCCGCCCGCCGCCUGGCUGGUCUGAGCCCUGGCCGCGCCUUCCGCCCUUCGCCGCUCAGGUAUCAGGUGAAACUGGUCGGCAGUGCAGGCGAAGCGGUAGUGGCUGGCGCGCGGCGAGAGCAUGGCUGUCCGUCGCGGCUUGUGCCUGCUGCUGGUCUCUGCGAUGCUGGGGGCCGCCACCGCUGCAGAGAACAGUGGAGCCGGCAGUUCAAAAGGAAGAAGUUUCGCUGGUCAGAAAGUUACAAAUGCAAAUAAUUCUGAAGAGUCAUACAAAGUGGAUGAAUUUGCAGCAGAAGUCCUCAGGGGAAAGCUGACUACAGUUUUUCUUCCCAUUGUCUAUAUCUUUGUCUUUAUAGUUGGUUUGCCAAGCAAUGCUGUGGCCCUCUGGGUCUUUUUUUUCCGAACAAAGAAGAAACAUCCAGCCGUGAUUUAUAUGGUUAACUUGGCAUUGGCAGAUCUUCUUUUUAUUGUCUGGUUUCCACUGAAGAUUGCAUACCAUCUAAACGGCAAUAACUGGCUAUUUGGUGAAGGUCUCUGCAAAGUACUUGUUGGAUUUUUCUAUGGAAAUAUGUACUGUUCCAUUCUCUUUAUUACAUGUCUGGGUGUACAACGGUAUUGCGUUGUAGUGAACCCCAUGGCACAUUCAAAAAAGAAAGCAGAAAUUGCCUUGGGUGUCUCCAUUGCAAUCUGGAUACUGAUUUUGUUGGGCACCAUUCCAUUGUAUCUUGUUAAUCAGACGGUAUAUAUUUCAAAUCUUAACAUCACUACCUGCCAUGAUGUGUUGCCUUAUAAUGUUUUGGCUCAUGAUAUGUUCAGUUAUUUCCUCUCACUUGCAAUUGGAUUCUUCUUAAUCCCAGCUAUCGUCACUGCUGUCGCAUACAUACUAAUGAUUAAGACUCUGAGUGCCUCCGUCAUAGAAGAUGGGAAGAAACGAAUAAGAGCAAUCAAACUCAUUAUUGUUGUCCUGUCCAUGUAUCUCAUCUGUUUUACACCUAGCAAUGUGCUGAUUAUUGUGCACUAUUCGCUCCUCAAAGGCUACGGCCAGAGCUAUAUGUAUGCAUGGUACAUAAUUACGCUGUGCCUUUCCACUUUGAACAGUUGUAUUGACCCAUUUGUCUAUUAUUAUAUUUCAAAAGACUUUAGAGACAACCUUAAAUAUGCUCUUAUUUGCCGAACUGUACGAACAACACGGAGGAUGCAAGUGUCUCUCUCAUCAGGCAGAUACCCCAAGAAAUCAGAUUCUUACUCUUCAAACCUAAGUAGGACCAAUAAAUCAACCUACUGAGUUUAAUCUUAGAAAAGUGAACUUUUAAUAGUACUGAUGAAAGGAUGUGAGUCACAGUAGAAUUAUUUUGUACAAGAGAGUCUGAAGAAACGUUUCUGCAUUUUAAUUACAUUGAAGACUGGGGGGAAAAAAAGACAUUUCAGAUGCUUUGCGAAAAUGCUGCUGACCUAGAAGUGAAUUGUGGUUGAAGACAUUUUUGUUCAAUAUAAAAGUUUUUAAAAAGCAAAAUGUCUCUGGAAUGUUAUGUAGUGUUAUUAGUGUAUUUCAUUAACAGAUAAAUCUGUUUUGUUUAAUGUAUUAAGCAGCUGAACAGAUUCUGUUUGUAGGACCUUGCUCUGUGUACCUGCUUACACUGAAAAUCAUUUGAAGCUGUAGAGAGAAGAAAGAAGAGGAGAAUCCAUUUCACCAUCUUGGUGUAGACUGCUUAUUAUCUUUAGUAUAAUGUAAUUUUUAUAUUGUUUUCCAAGUUACAGUGCUGUAAAUACUAACAAUGCAGAACCUUAUAAUGUUACCCUAUUAAGUUGAUAAGCUGAACUGGUUAUCAGCUAGCACUGGGAUAAAAUGUUAGUUGAGAUUAUCCACUGUUACUUAACACUUGCCAGUACACAAUCUAAAUGGGGAUAUGUAGCAAAAUUUUGAUGAAUAGCAGUUUGAUUUUAUGUAAUAUGUCUUGUAUUUUUUAAGAUAUCUAAAUAAGAUUUUUUUAUAACACAUUUGAGUUGGAUGCUUUCUUUUAUUCUUUUACAUGCACUUCAGAAUGUUGAGUAGUUCAACUUGCCUGGCUUCAUGUAACAAAGAUAUUAUUCCUAACAGUGAAUUAGAAACAUGACAACUGUAACUGUAAUGUCUAAAUGGGUAAACUCGAAUUUACCUAAUGAUGCAUUUCUUUAGAGAGCCAUGAAAGUAGUAUGUUUUGUGAUGGUAUUUCAGAGGACUAAGCUAAAAUAGCAAUGUGUAUUAACAUAUGUCUCAUUGAGAAGCAGAGAGUUUACAGCUCUUAAGAUGACAUAGAACACAAAUGCUUCUUGGGCAUAAACAGUUUUCUCUUCCUGUUUCCUGACAAAUGCAAGGAAAUAACUGUGUAUUAUUGAACUGAAGGUAUUAUGCAGCAUCCUUACUGGAAGAUAACUACAU